AGCAUCGCUUUGUGGACAUCGUGAAUUAUAUCACGCUCACUCUUCGAAUACUGGUAUCGUAAACGAAAUACAUGGAGCAUCAACAGAGACAAGUACGAAAUCACAAUAUGGCUGCCACACUAUGACAGAUGAUUGUGGAUUUAAUUAACCUGUACCACCUUUGAAGAUGACAAGUUGGAUGACGCCUCUAAAUACCGUCGAUGUGGUGAUGUAUUGAGUUUCCGUGGUGCUCAGGAAUGCAGAGCACCUUGUCGCCGGCAGGUGAUAAGGACAAGCUAUAAAGCCAUUGAUGACAUAACGCACAUCGGUUGGUGACGUAUAGCACAGCGGCUGGUGAUGUAGAGCACAGCGACUGGUGACGUAUAGAACGGGUGAAAAGCAAGUAUAAGCAAAACUUUUGUUGUCGUGUCAAAUGCAAGUUCAUUACGGUUAUGAACACAACAAUCCUUACCCUAACUUCUGAUCCAUCGGAUGUUUUGAUUCCAGGGAUGCUAUGGGCCGAGUUCAACAAAUCUGACAUAACAGCUGCAGUAACGAUGGUAACCAUAAAGAGUAUUCUCAUCUUGUGCAUAUUCUUCGGAAAUGGAUUAGUACUUAUAGCUUUCUGUCGGCAUCCCAAACUCAGGAGGACCUUGACGAACUACCUGCUCGCUAGUCUUGCGGCCGCAGAUAUUCUGAUUGGAGUUGGCUGUAUUUGUGGCAUGAUUGUCAUCCAUUCAAUGGUUGGGUUCAGGAGUAAACAUGCCUGCUUGAUAAACAUCGCCGUCAUCAACUUCGGUGCCUGUAUGUCCAUCAUAGACCUCCUGUUUGUUGCCCUGGACCGACUGGUUGCGAUACGCUGGCCACUGCGCUACCCAAGCAUCAUAACAAAAAGAAGGGUACUCUGGGGGCAGGCGGGGAUAGUGGUGUUGUUAAUCGCACUUACAUUGCUCCAUUACUGUGGGCUCCACGACUGGGACGAGCAUGUUGGCUGUUUUCCUAUUUACGUUAGCGACAAUGUCUUUGCCUUAGCUGGUAUGGUUGCUGUGGUUAUAGUAUUGUGCAUCAUAGUCGGGAUUUAUGUUUACAUUUUCCUGGUUGCAAAGUCACAUUUUGUGAGGAUCGUGAAACAGGAAGGAGCCCGGGAUAUCCAUGGUCACAGACCUAGUCUGAAAGAUCUGAAGGCGGCAAAAAUGUUGUUCUUGAUCAUGGCCAUCUUUAUCAUCUGUUGGGGGACGAGCUUAAGUAUCUCGAUUGCUAUCAUGAAAAACCAUAGUUUCAGCACUACAUUGUUUAUUCUCGACAACUUUGGUUACAGUUCGAUGCUGUUGUCGUCUGCGCUCAACCCGCUUGUCUACGCUUUUAGAAGCCAAGAGUUCCGACUCGCGUUUGGGAAACUACUGCGCCCUUUCAGAGUGGAGAACAGUCAUUUACCCGAAAACACAGCAACAACAACAUCGCAAUCACGAACGAAUGACGACGUUAGCAGUAUUGCUGGCAUUAGAUUCUGAUGGCAGACUCAUUGAAGAAGAUCGCCACAUUACACAAAGAAUUGGUGUUUUGUCUUCGACUGUGUUCGUUUCUGACCGCUGACCGCGUUGUUAAGGCACGCUGCUCUCUGUGACAACGGUCUCCCUAGCUGUCUAUUAGAUGGAAAUACCGAGGUAUGGGGAGCACUGAAAAAAACGUUACACCGACACAUUUCAAAAGAACUUCGAAGCAUUGUCGUUAUCCUACACAGCCGGGUACCCGGGUUUGUUGGUAGUCUCUUAAUGGGAUUCAUGUUGUGUUACAUCCGGGGAAACGGCUCAUUCGGGGGCCUGUUCCUAUCUAACAAGGUCAGCAGAUUGUAGGCCUGCUCCAAUUCACUCAGUGUGUCAAGACUGCAAAAUGUUUUUCCGGUCCAGUUAUGUCGAAAGAUAAUCGGUAGAUGAUGGAAACCUUGAUUUGAGCGCCAUAACACGACGUCACGUGCAAAAAUAAAUGUGAAAAACUUGAGAAAGGCUACGUGGUGUUAGGCUGUUGUCUCCUCUGCAAAAUUACGAUCAAGGAAAGGCAAGACACUUGCAACGCCGUCUUGUGAGGGACAGAGCAAAUGCCAUGGAAUACUUGACUGUGCAUGGUAGGGAUGAAUGGAAUCGACUUCCCACUUCAUAAAAGGAACGUUGGCCUGCCAUCUCCCAUAUCUCCUACAUUCUGAUUGUUGGUUCAUUUUGAGCAGAAAAGAAAAGUAGAAGAAAAGACUUUCAAAACCCCUACUUGUAAUGAGGUGGCGUUGGCGAUGUGGAACUGGCAGGAGUAUUCGUCAUUUUCAUCCCGAUCUGAUGGUAUGAUGUUGAUGUUGAUGGAUGACGGGGGCGCAUUAUCUUGAAUGGUGUAAGCGACUUUACUAUGAUAGAUCACGUCUUGUUUAAUGAAGCGCUUCACUAGUUAUGCUGUCGCACAAAGCGAGAAGGCUUCUCAACUCCUGUGAUAGACAGGUGUUCUCACCACGGGUUGAUCGUCUUGAUUGAAUGGCCAACACUGAGAUUUGAGUUUUUCUUAAAAGAAUAACUUCAAUUGCAUAUGGUUGUGAAGAAA
Molecule: messenger RNA, 2559 nt
Organism: Lineus longissimus
Lineage: Eukaryota; Metazoa; Nemertea; Pilidiophora; Heteronemertea; Lineidae
Product: beta-2 adrenergic receptor-like
Exons: 1
Coding region: 432-1490 (352 amino acids)
Biological process (GO): G protein-coupled receptor signaling pathway
Cellular component (GO): plasma membrane
Molecular function (GO): G protein-coupled receptor activity
Source: RefSeq, a predicted model, not a curated record